Messenger RNA from Dama dama (fallow deer), 1553 nucleotides. RefSeq names its product methionine adenosyltransferase 2 subunit beta-like. Bases 68 to 1072 code for a protein of 334 amino acids. Gene Ontology annotation, biological process: S-adenosylmethionine biosynthetic process. The transcript has a single exon. The record is from RefSeq and is a predicted model, not a curated record. Gene Ontology annotation, molecular function: methionine adenosyltransferase regulator activity. Gene Ontology annotation, cellular component: methionine adenosyltransferase complex. Lineage: Eukaryota; Metazoa; Chordata; Mammalia; Artiodactyla; Cervidae.
AUCUCGGGCUGAAGGAAGUGGCGGUCGCUGCGGCGGCGGCGGCGACGACAGCGCAAAGACGGCGGGCAUGGUGGGCCGGGAGAAAGAGCUCUCUAUCCACUUUGUUCCCGGGGACUGCCGGUUGGUGGAGGAGGAAGUUAACAUCCCCAGCAGGCGGGUUCUCAUUACUGGUGCCACUGGGCUUCUUGGCAGAGCUGUGUACAAAGAAUUUCAGCAGAAUAAUUGGCAUGCCGUUGGCUGUGGUUUUAGAAGAGCAAGACCAAAAUUUGAGCAGGUCAGUCUCUUGGAUUCUAAUGCAGUUCAUCACAUCAUUUAUGAUUUUCAGCCUCAUGUCAUCGUACAUUGUGCAGCAGAGAGAAGGCCAGAUGUUGUAGAAAAUCACCCAGAUGCUGCUUCUCAACUUAACGUGAAUGCUUCUGGGAAUUUAGCAAAGGAAGCAGCUGCAAUUGGAGCAUUUCUAAUCUACAUUAGCUCUGAUUAUGUUUUUGAUGGAACAAACCCACGUUAUAGAGAGGAAGAUAUACCAAAUCCCCUAAAUCUAUAUGGCAAAACAAAAUUAGAAGGAGAAAAGGCCGUCCUGGAGAACAAUUUAGGAGCUGCUGUUUUGAGAAUUCCUGUUCUGUAUGGAGAAGUUGAAAGGCUUGAGGAAAGUGCCGUGACUAUUAUGUUUGAUAAAGUGCAGUUCAGCAACAAGUCCGCCAACAUGGACCACUGGCAACAGCGGUUCCCCACGCACGUCAAAGACGUGGCCACCGUGUGCCGUCAGCUAGCAGAGAAGAGGAUGCUGGAUCCAUCAAUUAAGGGAAACUUUCACCGGUCCGGGAACGAACAGAUGACUAAGUAUGAAAUGGCGUGUGCAAUUGCAGAUGCCUUCAACCUCCCCAGCAGCCACUUAAGACCGAUAACUGACAGCCCUGUUGUAGGAGCACAACGUCCGAGAAAUGCUCAGCUUGAUUGCUCCAAAUUGGAGACCUUGGGCAUUGGCCAGCGAACACCAUUCCGAAUUGGAAUCAAAGAGUCACUCUGGCCUUUCCUCAUUGACAAGAGAUGGAGACAGACGGUCUUUCAUUAGUGUAUGUGUGGUGGUGGGGGUGGUGGUGGUGGUUUUUUAAAACGAGAAGUCAAGAAGUCAUGGCACUUUUUAAAGAAAAAAGGAAAUAGUUUUGUAUGAGUGCUCUUCAAUUGUGAUUCAUGAUCUUUCAGGUAAAUGAUGCUCUUGCACUAGUGAAUUGUCUAGGGAAACUUAAGGGCAAUAAUGCCUUGUUUGAAGUAAUGAUUUUCUCAUUUUGUUCUGCCUCAAUUUGCUGUGUGAAUAUAGUAAAUUAUGAUUUUCAAGUAUUUGAGAGCCAGGAUGAAACACGUCUGCUGUAGACUUUUUUUGGGGGAGGGGGAAGAAAUGCAUUGUUCAUUCCUAUAAAUAACCUCUACAUUUUCAGGACUUUUACAACUGUUUAUCCUUUUAUGUUUUAAAUUGUGUUAAAUAGGAUACAAAUCAUUGGUGUUCAUGUUUGCUUUGCUUGAGCUCAGAUCAAAAUGUCUGAAGAAAGAAACUU